This is a messenger RNA of Triplophysa rosa, 3905 nucleotides long. RefSeq lists its product as uncharacterized. The record is from RefSeq and is a predicted model, not a curated record. Lineage: Eukaryota; Metazoa; Chordata; Actinopteri; Cypriniformes; Nemacheilidae. The transcript has 5 exons. Bases 1566 to 2528 code for a protein of 320 amino acids.
GGAAAAAAUUAAUAAGUGUGAGUUCAGAAUCGGCCACGUCUUCCAGUCAGCUUGUCAUCAAUCUUUCGAGGCCAUCCUUUGUUUUGUCUUUGUAAAGCAUCAUCUUUUUACUCCUUAUUCAUAAUGUACUCGGCAUCUUAUUAAACAAGAACAACUAAGAUGAAUCCUGACUCAUCUGUACUUUGUGGAUGGAGGUCAAUAUCCUGCUGAGGACACAGCAGCCUAUAUCUGUAGAAAUACAGGAUGACAGACCUGUGUCAAAUUCACCAGAGACUGCAGAAGAAGGGACCUCAUCAGAAGUACAGAAUACCAACCAAUCAAACCAUGUCUCUUCAGGUCCCUCAAAUUACCUUGUCACAGAUACCAGUUGGCUCAACAUCCUUGCAUUUUCCCUGAAGCACAAUGUAACAGGUGCUUUAAUGGAGGACAUGCUGAAGCUGUUAAGGCUAUGUUGUGGGGAUGCCACAAGCAUCCCACGUAGCAAGUACAUGCUAGAGAAGGCGUUUGAAGCUUUUGUAGACAAAUCAGAAUACCAUCAUUAUUGUGGUGUUUGCAACUCUUACAUUGGCCUUUCAGUGUCAAACGACAGUGAAUUGAAAUGUCAGAUUUGCUCAUCAACCCAAACUGUGAGACAAAGUUUAGAGUUGGGUCAAUUUUUUAUUUGUAUGCCUUUGAGAGAUCAACUUACAGUUCUUUUGGAAAACGAACCUAUUACAAAUAUUUGCAAUGACCAAAGCAGAGGUGGAAUAACAGAUGUUUAUGAUGGGAAGUUAUAUAAAUAUCUGAAAUCAGUUGACGAUUCUUUCUUAUCACUGUCAUUUAAUUGUGACGGAGUGCCUGUUUUCAAGUCUUCUAAAUUCAGCAUCUGGCCCUUACUAUGCUUCUUUGAAUGAAGUACCCCCAGAGGAAAGAGAUAAAAAUGUCUUGCUAUGUGCCCUGUGGUUUGGGUCAUCUAAACCAUUAAUGACUACCUUCCUCAAACCUUUUGUGGAAGAAUGUAAAAGUCUUAGACAAACAGGUCUUCAGUGGCAGGAUCCCGUAGAUCACUCAAUCAAAACGGUGAAGGUCUAUGCAUUAUGUGCCAUAUGUGAUGCUGUUGCACGACCUUUACUGCAAAAUUUUAAACAGUUUAAUGGAGAGUAUGGGUGUGGGCACUGUCUUCAUCCAGGUGUUCAAGUGAGAAAAGGCAAAGGGACUGUGCGAGUGUAUCCUUGUUUGAAGGAGAUGCCAGACCUCAGAGAUCACGACACAACUGUGCAAAUAGGUGAAAUUGCCAAAAAUAACGAAAAUACUAUUUUGGGCAUAAAAGGGCCAUCUCCAAUUGUUGACUUGCCCAAUUUUGACUUGAUUAAUGGCAUGGUCCCUGAUUAUAUGCAUUGUGUGUUGCUAGGGGUUUGCCGGCAAAUAGCCAGUUUAUGGUUUGAUUCCAAAAGCUACAGUAAACCAUGGUAUAUUGGUUUGAAUACUGCAAGAGUGGAUGGAAAUCUUUUAGCAAUCAAGCCUCCAAGCAGUUUUUCCAGAAUCCCACGGUCUAUUGUUGAGCGAAAGUUUUGGAAAGCUCACGAAUGGCAAAAUUGUCUUUAUAUUACAGUUUGCCGGUCCUGAAAGGGAUACUUCCAAACAAGUAUCUUUGCCACUGGGCUUUACUUGUGGAGGGUGUGAGCAUUUUGCUAGGUUCAGACAUUGGCCAAGAGGAUAUUGACCAUGCUCAUCAGGCACUAGAGCUUUAUGUUAAAUCAGUUCAGUCUUUGUAUGGUGAAGAUCAGAUGACCUACAAUGUGCAUUCAAUCCUGCAUUUGACUAAGAGUGUUGAGAAUUUAGGUCCUCUCUGGGCCCAGUCUGCUUUCAUGUUUGAGAGCUAUAAUGGCUACUUGCUCAAGCAAGUUAAAAGCAGUAAUGCAGUGCCUCAGCAGAUUUGCAAAAGAGUAGCUUGGUCUCGAGCAUUGCCACGCAUAGCUAAGGUCUGCUCAUCUAAUGAUGUCUCACCUGAAAUGAAAUCAUUCUACACAGAAAUGACCUCCAGUAAACAUCAUGUAAGGAACUAUGCUAAAUAUGACAGGGUGACUGCACUUGGAGUGCCAAAGAUUAGGCCGGUGUCUGAAAAUGAUGUGAAUGCAUUGCAUGCAUUUUUAGAUUUACCCGGGACCUCUGUUGGCAGGUACUAUAAAAAAAUAGUUGUCAAUGGAGAGGUCAUUCAUAGCCAAACAUACACAAAGACAAAGAAAAGGAACAACUCUGUUGUGAUAUUGAAAGAUGGGAGUAUUUUCAAGGUUUCAUACUUUCUCUGCGUCAGUGAUGAUGAACAUCACUUAUACGCAAUUGGUAAAUUUGGAAAUUGUACAGUGCAGAAGCUGGUUCGAGGAUGUACUGUCAAAAUUUCACUGACCUUUAUGAGGACUGUUCAUUUUCCUACAGGAUUUGAAAGAGCAGUUGACAGCAAUGACAUUGUGAGACCGUGUAUUUACAUUAAUUGUGAACAGUGUGGGCCUGUUGUUUGUGAACAAAUCAGAACAUAUUAUUGUAAAUGAACAAAUUUGAGUCAAAUAUGUUUCUACAACAGGAAUCUUAUAUGUUAAAACCGAGGUGUUGAAAGUUGGCUUGAAUAUAUUCAAAAAAAAUUAUGUUUUACUUUGCUGGUGGUGAUAAGCACAAAAAUCACUUGACAUUUUGGAAGGUUUUAUGUCUGUAGGUUAAGUAUAGAACUGUCUAUAUACUAAACUUCUGAGAUAAUGUUUAGAGAAAUUAUCAAAAAUAAAAAUGAAAUCUGGUGAUGUAGUAUUUGGAAGGAAAAUCUUGAUAUAUAAAAUAUCCAGCUGUAUCUUAAAUACAGCUCAAAUAAAUAAUUGUGUAAUUAAAUGUGUGUUUUUGUGUGUGGUUUACAUAAAUAAUGUGUUUUAUCCAAGGUUGAAAAUCUAUGAUUGUACAUUAUAUGACUCUGAUUGACAAUAGGCUUAGGACUCCACUUAAUAAGAGCAAAGGCAUGAGGGAAAUACAGCAUUAUACUAAUAGAGGAUAUGCAUUGAUGUCACUUUCCCACGUGAACAUGUCGGGACACGCCCUGGCACACUCUCCCCUGGGUGGCAAAACACCCAGCAAAAUGGCUGAGGAGAAUAGGAGAAACAAAAAAACCAGUGGCCUAUACCACGAAGCUGGUUUGGGUUUUUAGUUCACGUGUAGUUUGAGCAUACUCCGAGUUUUCAGGCUCAAGAAGGUGGAUUGGUUUUGAGCAUGGUGACUUAGGCUACACGGCUAACCUGCUCCGGAGCAGGUUUUAUUCUAGGUUAGAGAUCGCAAAAAAAACUGGACCAGUCAGCUGUGAGAAAGUGGCGUAUAUCUGACGCAGUGAGCCACCCCCCUCGUAUCUCUCGCUCCAAAUAAAAAAAAGUUUAAAGUGAUAAGAUUUUAGAGGGAAAAUCUUUUGCCGCUAAGUGUUUAUUUGUAUUGUAUAUUUAAAUGUAUUGAUUAUAAUUUAAAACACGUUCAUAUAACUCUUAUGUGAGUUGAUAAUUAAUAUUUAUUCAUUAAUAUUAAACAUAGCAUUUAAAUUAAUAUAACUAUAUUCGUAUAAAAACAAACUUUAAUACAUAAAGCAUUUUAAAGUAAUGAAGCAUAGGCCUACAUAUUAUCUUUAGAUCUUUUUGUAAACCUAUAUAAAUAAUUUAAAUGUUGCACGGAAUUGCGUUUCCUGAUAUUGUAAGCAGUUGAUUGGCUGUGUGUUUUGCCACCCACAGGGGCGCGCUCCCGCGUGCGCUCAUGUGGUGUUCACGUGGUAAAGUGACGACACGUCCAUACCCUCUCUAGGUAAACUGCACUACAGUAUACAGGUGCAUCUCAAUAAAUUAGAAUGUCGUGGAAAAGUUCAUUUAUUUCAGUAAUUCAACUCAAAUUGUGAAAGUCGUGUAUUA